Molecule: messenger RNA, 1869 nt
Organism: Bathycoccus prasinos
Lineage: Eukaryota; Viridiplantae; Chlorophyta; Mamiellophyceae; Mamiellales; Bathycoccaceae
Exons: 2
Coding region: 1-1869 (622 amino acids)
Source: RefSeq, a predicted model, not a curated record
AUGCAGCAUCGCUCUUCCAACGCGGAUACGAUUCGCGCCGAGAGCGAGAAAGUGAGGCAGGCGAACGAGGAGCGAUUGAGAGAGAAGCGAAUGCAAAAAUCCUCUCGCUCGAGCGGAUCUGCCUCCCCAGGGGCGAUAAUCUUUUCGAUAUUAGUGCUCGUCGCCAUCGCGGUGUUUGCGAUUGGCCAUCCGUCCGGGCAAAAAUUGUCGAACCAAGCGUCGAGGAAGUUUGGAUUAGGUGGAUGGAGUAGCAAUGGCGGUGAUUUCGAUGUUGAUAGUAGCGGCGGCGACGCGGUGGACGUUUCGGAAGAGUUGGCGCCGUCGGAGACGAUGUCCGAGGAGGAUCGAGAAGAGAUUGCGGCGGAAGAAGCGGAAGAAGCGCAAGAGGAGGCGGCAGAGGAAGCGGCAGAAAUGGGUUUGAAUAACGAUGCGGCUGAAGCGGUGCCAUCGAGAUCGAAUAUGGAUUCUAUGGCCAGAUGGGCGGCGUUGGGCGUGCCCGAGGUGUGCAUUAGACCGGGCGUCGCGCCGAGCGGCGUGAUUCCAGGAUUAGAGCUUCACGAUCGAUACGACGACGCUUUUUACACGAAACCGGCCGGAACAACUGCCGCGCACACGGAUAAAGUGCAACACACGGAAGAGCAGCAAGCGGAACACGAAGACGCGAAGGAAGAGUUGCAAGACGCGAAGGAAGAUUUGAAAGACGCCGUGGAGGAGUUGAAGGAAGAGAUUAUCGAGGAGAAAGAGGAAGAGGCAGAAUUGGCUGCCGAAGAAGGCGUUACGAUUUCCGACGAAGAACAAACGGAAGACGAGACCAAGUUGGAAGUUGGGCAAGAAGACGCCGAGACGAUUGCGGGUGCGUCUUCCGACGAAGGCGAAAAGAGACGCGCGCGAAGCUUGCUUGGGAAGCAAAAGAAAGCAGGAGGGAGAAUCACUGGCACGCCCUUAACGGCGACUUCGGUGCAAAACGUUCCGUUAGCGUCAGCCUCGUUCGGUCGCGAACGAUACGCUGGGCCGGAAACGAACCCGUUACUCGUCGAGGGUAUGUCUGAAAACGCCGACGAUAUCGACCAAGCGGACACGGAACAAAGAGUCAUGUUUGAAGUCGCGAAGCUGUCGCUCUUCGACAUCGCGUGUCAGUUUGCCAACGCCGAGUGCGCGGAUGCAGCGGCUUUACAGUUGGCUGCCGCCUUAAGAGCGGACGCCGAAGCCGUUAUCAAUCCGGACGUGUCCCCAGAAGAACUCACGGAAGUCUCCGCGAGACUCUCCACGUUGCACAGCAACCCGAGAACGAUGUUGAACUCGUCCAAGUUACCGGCGAUGGGCAAAUCUGGCGAACUCGGUUCGUGUGCGUUAACCAGCGACGCGGAGUAUGACCCAAGCGGGCAACGAUUUGACGCGACUGUUUCUCGAUUUGCCUCGGUCAUUGACGUCCACGACACGUUGGUGUACUGCGCGCCUGAUUCUAAGUUUUGCAAAUUCACGAAACUCACCGAACCGAUCACGGAAACGACCGUUCGAUUGGACGCGGCUUCGUAUUUGAUGGCCAAAGCGGCGGGUAAAACCAUCCACUCCAUCUUGGCCAACGACGAAGGUUUAGGACGAGGUAUUUCCAACUGGGGCUACGAAGGCGAGCCGACGCACAACUUUAUCACCACUUUAAUGCUCUUGCGUUCUGGUUUGUGUGCUCGAUUGGAUGUUUACGGUCAACCGUCCAUCCCUCUCGAUUGGUUCCGCUCGCAAGGAUACGGUCACAUCACCGCCAUUCCGGGAGAUAGCGAAGAGGAUCAAAAAUUAGCCAAAACGCUCGUCCAAGAGAGGUACGCUUAUAGAGUGGUGAUGGAUCAAGGGAAAAUGUGCUUCUUCAAGUAA